ACUGAAGUGGGUGGGAGCAGGUGGGGGAAAGAUGAGGGAGGCGUUAUAAGAGAGGUCAUGAGUUCUCAGUGUGUCACUGUUGAAGGAUCGUACCACAGAGUGGGUUCUGCUGCUGUGACCCGGAAAGACCCCGGCCACUACUACACAGACAGGAAGAUGAUGAUGAAGGGGAUUCUGGUCCUGCUCUGCAUGAUCUUAACAUGCGGAGCUCAGAAAUGGAAGCAGGAAACCUCCCGUUGGGACGCCAAAGCAGAACACACCAACGGCAAGACUUGCUCCAACAUGACCCAGGUACUGGACAACUGGAAAUAUGCCAUUCUGACCCAAGUGAAAGACCUGCUGAUCCAUGACCACGCUUCUGUCCUACCUGAAUACAGCAGGAUCCAGCCUCUGUCAGAUGCCCUGGGAGACCUCUACAGGCAGUUUAACAGCCUAAAGGACGAGCUGGGUAGACUCAGCUUAAAGUUUGACAGCGUGGAGGGUUUUGUGGACGACCUCAAGGAGGGCAAGUUCGCUCUGCCCCAGCGGCCCGUUCAGAGGGUUCCCCCCAGCGUUGGACUGAGGUCUCCACUGCGAGCGCAGAUGAGGGCUCCUGACAGAAGGACCAUCAAGAUCAGAGCGAGGAGGAGAGGACCACAGAGACCUUAGACCUAUAUCAAUGAUGAGGCAUCAAACAAGGGUUAAUAUGUUUAUAGAAGAUGAUUAGCUUGUAUAAUUCUAUUGUUGAGUGUGAUAAUAUAGGUCACAUAAAUAAGACUUGCAUGGUGAAAAAAAUGUAUUUUAUCUUUGCCUUUCUGUACAGUCACUUUUAACCACAAGGUGGCAGCAUUAAUCAAAUUAUCUCAACUGUCAUCCUGCUGCUCUGUGUGUAUUAAUAGCUGGACAUAAAGUAACAUGAUGGCUGAAAAAGUAGCCUAGUGCUGUAAUAUAAUGCACAUUAAUUACCAUUGUAUGAUCAUUGUUUGUAUUCGAGUUUUUUACCCAAAUGAUGAUUAAAAAUAGAUUCAUUUCCAACUUAUAUCAAUCAACAUUUGAUACGCUGUAAAUGAGAUACACGUAUUGAGCAUUUUUCAACAAUAGUAUGAUAACAGGCUUUGCAUUGUGCUACUCAUUCACACACACACACACACACACACACACACACACACACACACACAAUACAUAGGUGCAUGAAACAAUGCGGCGUUUGACGACCAUUUUCACACCACUCUCACUCAACGCUUAGCUUCAUUCCAGAUGGCCUUGUCAUUGUGAAAAUAUCUGUGUAUUGGAACGAUCAGAUGAGAUGAAAAAUGAGAAGAGCUAUCUGUGCUUUUCCUCUUGACUUUACUCGUUGGCUUGCUUUCCUCUCAUCCAUUUAUCUUCUCGGGCACUCAUUCGUUUAAGCUGAACCGCCAACCAGAGUGAUUUCUCUCACCAACAGGCGGAUUCAACAUGCUGAAUCGGCCGAAAAACACAGGCGGACUAGAGCCGACAGUGCAGGACACACCGCAAAAAAUAGGCCGUCGGCCGCUCACCGAUGACCCCAAACUGUGUGUGUCAGGGCUUUUAGUCUACGUUCUCUAGCCAACAUCCGUACGAACGUCAUUUCCGGGAAGUGCACAACAGCCGUGUUGGAUUUGAGACAACACUACCCUGUCGAAAUUCACGCACUACACGCAGUGUACUAACGGAUGUAUCCCAAUUGACAGAGAUAAAUGCCUAAUAUCUGUUUUCCAGUCUGUAUCCUGUCUGUAUUGUGAUGACUCCUGCGGUGUCAGUUAAUUUGCGGGGUGAUUCACCUGUCAGUGCUUUCUGUGCAGGUGAUCGUUAGAGCAACUAGGAACACCUGAGGGUGUCAUUAAAGUCUGGUUGCAGCUGGCAGCCUUCUCUCUCU
Molecule: messenger RNA, 1876 nt
Organism: Sebastes umbrosus (honeycomb rockfish)
Lineage: Eukaryota; Metazoa; Chordata; Actinopteri; Perciformes; Sebastidae
Exons: 4
Coding region: 58-648 (196 amino acids)
Source: RefSeq, a predicted model, not a curated record